Molecule: messenger RNA, 710 nt
Organism: Racocetra persica
Lineage: Eukaryota; Fungi; Glomeromycota; Glomeromycetes; Diversisporales; Gigasporaceae
Source: the annotation of a GenBank genome assembly
AACAACAAACGUCGACUCCUGCCUCUCCAUCACAACCUGCACCGGCUCAAAGUUCAUUGCCUCCAAAUCCAGUAAAUUCAAACACACCAGUUUCAAAUUCAACGGCUUCAAACUCAACAGCUUCAAACUCAACGACACCAUCUUCAAAUGCCACUUCAACAUCUUCCCCAUCCUCUGCAUUCUCAAGCCUUCCACCUCCCGGUGCAGAACCAGUUUAUAUCACGAUUACAGCUCCUAAACCACAAGAUACACUUAAAGCCAUCGGACGUGCAAUUACUUUCUCAUGGUCUUAUUCAAGCAACUUUGCAGUUGCACCCAAAUACUUGAAUAUUUGUGCUGUGCCUCAAACUUGGUUGAAUAAUCCAAAUUAUCAAAAUUAUUCUAUAGUCGAUCUUUUGGAUCCAUCUACUACUACUUAUACAUGGAAUACGAGUAAAAUUACCAAUCCUGAGUUAAUAGAGUCGAAAUAUAUCCUUUUUAUUUACGACGAAAGGGGUUGGCAACCGCAAAAUACCGGUGGUGCUGGAAGGCUACAGGCUUCAUCAACAUUUUCCUUUAGCUUGUAUAAACCAGGAUCCUAUGUUCCUUUAUCAGACUAUCACUGCGCGGAAUGUUCUGCUGCCUCAACAUCAUUACCACCGCUCAUCUUAAUGACAGCAACACCCAUUAUCAUUUUUAUAGUAUCACACUUUUAUUUUUCGAUAGACUAA